GCCUCGCGAGGUAGUAAUGCAUCUACCCCCUCCCGCGGGAGAGCCGAGGAACAUUAAUAAAUCUAUACGCGGAGGAGAGGAAACUCUGGCUGGGGCAGAGCGCGGAGCUCCGGCAGUUCGUGGGGGAACCGCGGCCGGAACGGCAGCGCAACGGGCAAACUACAAUAGAGGCGACAACAGAAGGGAGCCCUCGUACCUCUUCCGUAAACACACUCUACUCCACUGCCACCUCCCCCUUGGCAUCGUGCUGCCCGGCGCCCGAGGCCGCCCGGACUGCUAUGUAACUGAGAGGCUGCGGGAGAAAGGGGAAGCCGGGAGAAGAGGUUCGCCAGUGAGAGCCCCUAGGGGCCAAGUUUGAGGCCGCUUCUGCCCGCGCGCGCCCUUUCGCAGCCCCCCGCUCACCCCUUCCUGGAGCCCAGCUCUCCCGGGGGUCCUUCGCCUCCUCGCGUGUCCAACAGACGCGGUUCCCGGCGACCAUGGUGACGGUGGACGAGCUGCGGGAGAUGGACUGCAGCGUGCUCAAAAGGCUGAUGAACCGGGACGAGAACGGCGGCGGCGCGGGCGGCAGCGGCAGCCACGGCGCCCUGGGGCUGCUGAGCGGCGGCAAGUGCCUGCUGCUGGACUGCAGACCGUUCCUGGCGCACAGCGCGGGCUACAUCCGAGGCUCGGUCAACGUGCGUUGCAACACCAUUGUGCGGCGGCGGGCUAAGGGCUCCGUGAGCCUGGAGCAGAUCCUGCCCGCCGAGGAGGAGGUGCGCGCCCGCCUGCGCUCCGGCCUCUACUCCGCCGUCAUCGUCUACGACGAGCGCAGCCCGCGCGCCGAGAGCCUCCGCGAGGACAGCACCGUGUCGCUGGUGGUGCAGGCGCUGCGUCGCAACGCCGAGCGCACCGACAUCUGCCUACUGAAAGGUGGCUAUGAGAGGUUCUCCUCUGAGUACCCAGAAUUCUGUUCCAAGACCAAGGCUCUGGCAGCCAUCCCACCUGCUGUACCCCCAAGCACAGCGGAGUCUUUGGAUCUGAGCUGCAGCUCCUGUGGAACCCCACUGCACGACCAGGGGGGUCCGGUGGAGAUCCUGCCCUUCCUCUACCUCGGCAGUGCCUAUCAUGCUGCCCGCAGGGACAUGCUGGAUGCCCUGGGCAUCACAGCCUUGCUGAAUGUCUCCUCUGACUGCCCAAACCACUUCGAAGGACACUAUCAGUACAAGUGUAUCCCAGUGGAGGACAAUCACAAGGCUGACAUCAGCUCCUGGUUCAUGGAGGCCAUCGAGUACAUCGAUGCGGUGAAGGACUGCCGCGGGCGCGUGCUGGUGCACUGCCAGGCUGGCAUCUCCCGCUCGGCCACCAUCUGCCUGGCCUACCUGAUGAUGAAGAAGCGUGUGCGGCUGGAGGAGGCCUUCGAGUUCGUCAAGCAGCGGCGGAGCAUCAUCUCGCCCAACUUCAGCUUCAUGGGCCAGCUGCUGCAGUUCGAGUCGCAGGUGCUGGCCACGUCCUGCGCAGUGGAGGCCGCCAGCCCGUCGGGGCCCCUGCGCGAGCGGGGCAAGGCCACCCCCACGCCCACGUCACAGUUUGUCUUCAGCUUCCCGGUCUCCGUGGGGGUGCAUCCGGCCCCCAGCAGCCUGCCCUACCUGCACAGCCCCAUCACCACCUCCCCCAGCUGUUAGAACCCUCAGAACGCCCCCCCACCCCCACACCAGCCCAUGUCAGGUGGGGCCCGGUGGCUGGGUAGCAGGUCUGGACUGACCCGCAGGGGGCCUGGUGACCAAGCUCCUUCCAUCCCUCUCUCUUUGGCUGGGGCCAGCUAGAAUGGCAAUAAGGACCUCAAAUACAUAUUUAAACACAGACAAACAAAACACUCCAACUUAGAGCAAUAACGGCUUCCUCGGCAGGCAGGGAAGACCUGGGUCUUGGUUUGUGUCAGUUUUACUUUUCAGAUAGGAAUUUCUUACCUCAUUUUUUUUUUUUUUAAAGCAGUAAGGCUUGAAGUUAGGAAACCUACAGAUCCUGGCAAAUGUGCCCUCCUGGUUUUAUUAAGUGGGGGUGGUGGUGGAGGGGAGGCAAAGGGCCAAAAACAAGUUGACCAGAAGUGCCUGCUUCUGUGUGCUUGGUCCUUUUCUUGUUGUAGUUACAGGAAUUUUUAUUUUUUUUUUUUUUGAAGAAAUCUUUUAGGACAUGGUUUUCCUUUUUAAGUCACCAUCAACAGGUGAAUACUUAUGCUUAAUAAUAAAUAAAAGUAUUUAUUGAGAAUUUCCUCAGAGUAUGUGAGUACACAAAGUCUAGGGACCGUGACUUUAGAAUAUAUUGAUGCUGGUGUGGACCUGCGGAGCGCAGGCAGCAUGCAGACGUCAAUACAGUGAGGUGGUGUGUUCGAGAUGGCGUGACGAUCAGCUUGCAUUUGCUACUGCUGGGAAGGGGGGCAGGGUGGGAGGAGGAGAAAGGGAAGCGAGGACGUUGUUAGCAUUGACCCUGGGUAUCCGUGGGAGAUUGGUUCCAGCACCCCCUCCUUCCAUCGCAGAUACCAGAACCUGUGGGUGUGUACAUCCGCAGAUAGCGCAUUCUUGAAUAUGGACUGGAGACUAUUUUUGAAGUUGGUUCUUGGGCAUAUGGACCACCGAAGCAAUUUGAAACCGCAACCAUACAACUGUUUCGGAUGAUCAGUAACUCAGUUUGGCGGUGGAAGCGUUUUUCUCCUAGACCUGCCCGAGGACUUGAUAAAUACCAUAUCGUGUAAGGUGCUCCUAAAAAAAACUGGGCGCAGAUCGGAUUUUCCUGCAGCGAAGCAUUUGCCAAGGCCCUUGGGGAACCCAGCUAAGAAGAGAUAGACCCGAAAGGGAAAGUGGAAGCGCCAAUUUUUUUUUCCUCUUUUGCCUAAAUCAGAGAUUUUAAUUUUAGGGGGUUUGCUUGGAAUGAAGUAUGCCAACAAAUUCUUGUGAUCUUAAAAGAUUCCUGGUGUAGGUGGAUAUCUGUAAAGUGAAUAGGUGAAUAAAAAGAAGGGCGUGGUGGACACCCCACUGGAGGUCCCGUGGAAGAUUAGGACAGCAAGAGAGCGUGAGUGAGGAGUCAGGCAGACUCUUUGCAGGGAAGCUGGUUUCUGGAUGGGCAUUAGAGUGCCAUAGCAGAAUCCUUUCUUGAGAUAAUGCCGUUUUCAGGGGGCCUUUCCAAAUAGAGGAGUGGCUUUUGGAACAAGGAGCAGGUGGGUUGGGCUUGGGGGGAGGGAGGAGGGAACUAACCACGGGUUAUUUAACUUAUAGUAUCGUGGAACAGUGUUGUUACCCAGUGCCAGGUUAGCAGUAAUUCCAGACUUGUCUAGAAAUGAGAGCAUGCUUUAGGUUUUGCUUUUGGGGGUUGUUUUGUCCUCUGAGGAUCGAAGUGCUGCUCACCCAUUGAUAACUUCAAGCCUCGAUGUCAGCAUAGUGUCGGAAUGCUCCUUCUUGUCCCCACGUCCCAGAUAGGACUAGGUUCCUUACACUUCCUUCCAUUAACGUGAACCUGGCAUCAUUUGUCCUACCUUUGUCAAGCCCUGUCUUGGGUGUGGCCAGAGUUCCCACUUCUUGUUUUCAGAAAAGCCCAAGACCCCCUCCUUUGCUGGGAGCUGCUUGGCUGAACCCCUCCUGAAGACGUGGAGGGGUCAGGUUCAUGACACUGGGCCUAUUGAGACAGCUCAGCUGGACGUUCCCUUGUCUUCCUUGAUUCCUGGAAGUUGCUUCAUGUUUUGUGAUGAAUUGCGGUCGAAUGGGCUCCACCGCUGUAAAAGUGUGGGUUCCCACAGACAGACAGGUCCGCAGGAGGGACUGCUUGAAGGGGGAGGGAAAGUAGCUUAGAACAGAUUGACUUUUUACAGAAUGAGUGUACAUUUGCCAAAAUCUGUGUGUCGUGCUUUCCCAGACUGGAUUCCAGCUGCCCAGACAGUCGGGGCCCAGGACCCGCCCCAACCGGGUCUCUUCCCUGCUUUCCAAUUCAAGUCAUGUGUCACAGUUGUCAAACCUCUAUUUAUAAAGCCAUUUUCUUUGUACCUUAAGAGUGUGAGUCCCCAAACCCUUAGAAAUUCAAUAGGAAAUGGGCUUGAUUGGGAUUUGGGGUCACUGUCUACUUUUACCAUCAGAAGCCUCUUUGAUGACUUGGAAGAAAGAGCUCUAAUGAAGACGGCACCACGAGGUCCCUCCAAACGGCCACUGGGUUUCAACAGGUGUCUCUCCCAUGAAGUGAUUUCUGGUGACAAGCAAUUUCUGUCUCAGUCAGAAAGCUUUGCCACUUUGAUCCAUGGUGACCUGUGCUAUUGACUCACUGGAUCAUGUAUAGAGACUGGAGGAUGCUGCUGUUCCCUCCAGUGUCUUUGUGACCCCAGGGUGUGGGUGAGCCCCGCCCCCCCCCAAGCAGUAUUAUACUGAAGCCACCUGUGAGCUGGUGGCAGGGACCUCCUGGCCUUAGUCGUGGUCUCUGAGGCCAUUUUCCUCAGAUGUCCAUCCUAGCCUGGUUCUAGAGAGUUGAUUCUGAUUCUAUAUGAGAAAAAAAAUCCAAAAUUCUUGGGAAGAUGGGCAGAGGGAGGUGGGAUGGGUGAUUUCAAUGUGAGGGGAGGGGCCUGUGAGAUCAGAGUUUGGCCACCAGCCUUUGUUGGUAAAGUAAGGGUUCGCCUUGGCUGCCCGUUAGCCCACACGAGGUACACCAGGAAUUCUGGAGGAGGGACCUGGGCAUCAGUAGGUUUCAAAGCUCUCCAAGUGCUCUCCCUGCAUAACUGAGUUUGGGAAACUUAGGCAAGGUGCUGUUGGAGGCCAGGGCUUGAUAACACAGAGCUGGCUUGUGUGGCAGAAACCACAGCAGACAGUUGUCCCUGGCCCUGUGUGGCCCCAGCUCUGAUGAGGGACAAUAUGGGUUCUGUCAGGAGCUCAUGGGGCCUAAGACCUGGACGAGGUCCCUUUUCACGCCCCUCGAAAGCUGAUCUGUGGUUGUUAAGGAACUGAGGAACGUGUCUGGCUGUCUAGCUCUUCUUUGCAAGUUUGUUUGUUUAUCAAGAUGUAUGGAGAGGGACUUCACUAGCAGUCCAGCCCCGCGCUUCUAAUGCAGGGAUGUGGGUUCGAUCCCUAGUCAGGGAACUAAGAUCCCACAUGUCGCGUGGUGCAGCCGGGGGAAAAAAAGGAAGGCUGGAGAGUGCCACCUCUUUGAAGAGGACCCUGCUCUCCCUUAGAGCUUAUGAGUCAUGCCAGAAAGAGGCUUCUUCAAGGCAGCAAUGCAAUACUUGUAAUUUCUGUAAAUAGCCCCAUCUUUCAGAGUGAUGUCAUUUCUACAUUUGAUAUGCUUGUAUUUCUGUAGGAUGUAUAUAGUUUAGGGGAAUAUUUUUGUUGUUUGGUUUUUUUUUUAGAAAAGUCAACAUGUCUGUUUUUAUUUAUUGCUUGAAACAAAGAUCAUUUGAAGAAAAAUAAAUACAUUUUCAACCA
Capra hircus (goat) is the source of this 5429-nucleotide messenger RNA. RefSeq names its product dual specificity phosphatase 4 (gene DUSP4). Gene Ontology annotation, biological process: protein dephosphorylation; negative regulation of MAPK cascade; endoderm formation. The record is from RefSeq and is a predicted model, not a curated record. NCBI's taxonomy places the organism in Eukaryota, Metazoa, Chordata, Mammalia, Artiodactyla, Bovidae. Gene Ontology annotation, cellular component: nucleus; cytoplasm. The transcript has 4 exons. Gene Ontology annotation, molecular function: MAP kinase tyrosine/serine/threonine phosphatase activity; protein tyrosine/threonine phosphatase activity. The coding region runs from base 477 to 1661 and encodes 394 amino acids.